Molecule: messenger RNA, 480 nt
Organism: Neospora caninum
Lineage: Eukaryota; Apicomplexa; Conoidasida; Eucoccidiorida; Sarcocystidae
Exons: 3
Coding region: 1-480 (159 amino acids)
Biological process (GO): SRP-dependent cotranslational protein targeting to membrane
Cellular component (GO): signal recognition particle, endoplasmic reticulum targeting
Molecular function (GO): endoplasmic reticulum signal sequence receptor activity; 7S RNA binding
Source: RefSeq, a predicted model, not a curated record
AUGGUACUCUCGGAUAACAAUGCGUUUCUUGAGGAGCUCGGCCGCCUGUACGAGCAGAACCGCAAGACAGGCUGUGGAUCAGUCUGGGUGACUCUGAAAAGAUCGUUUCCCGCACUGAAUGGCGUUCGCGGCCUGAAGCGCAAAAGGGCUCUUCAGGAUGAAGACAAGGUUCAGACUAGCGUAUGUCUGAUACGGGCUACCAAUGGAAGAAAGAAGAUUUCUACUCAGUUCAGCGGCGCUCUGAUGGGAGUGGUAAGGCUAAACGCAGAUGAUCUGCGGCCAUCCCAGCGAACGCCUCGCAAGACGAACUGCCCCGAAGCUCAGCCUAGCGACGCCACUCAGUCACAAGGAAACAAGCGAAUGAAGACCCACCAAAAACGUUCUGCUGGGGAAGAAGGGAAGCGAGAUGUUGACCCCGGGAGGCGGGCUUUGGCUCUGGAGAAAAGAGAAGACUCUGCGUGCGAAAUGCUAGGCGGUUAG